Staurois parvus is the source of this 357-nucleotide messenger RNA. NCBI's taxonomy places the organism in Eukaryota, Metazoa, Chordata, Amphibia, Anura, Ranidae. The record is from the annotation of a GenBank genome assembly.
AUGGAGACUGCUUCUUCAAACAUUUGUGAAAGAACGGAUUGCUCUCAGGAGCUCAUCGAAUUCAAGCGUGGUACCGUGAUAGGUUGCCACCUGUGCAAUAAGUCCAUCCAAGAUAUUUCCUUGCUACUAAAUAUUCCACGCUCAACUCUUAGUGGUAUUAUAACAAAAUGGAAGCAACUGGGAACAACAGCAACUCAGCCACGAUGUGAGCGGGGUCAGCGCAUGCUGAAGCGCACAGUGCGUAGAAGUCACCAACUGUCUGCAGAGUCAAUAGCUAAAGACCUCCAAACGUCAUGUGGCCUUCAGAUGAGCACAACAACAGUGUGUAGAGAGCUUCAUGGAAUGGGUUUCCCAUGG